AUGGAUCUCGUCAGAAAAGGUUCUCUACGGAAUUUUGGUAUCGCUUUCUGCCAUAUACAUUGUCACAAGAAGAGAGAGAGAAAACGAAAUGCAUCUGAAGCUUUUGAGAAUGAUUUCGAUUACCUCUUUGGUACUAACUCUUGUCUAUAUUUGAUACGCCGGAAAGGAUUUAUUGCACGAAAGCCGAAACCGCUCGUAUAUUUAACCUGCAAGCAUAUUGUCCAUUACAACUGUAUCAAUAAUCCACAAAAGCUGUGCCCUAUAUGUCCAUCAGCUAAUGUUACGGAAACUGAUGAUAUGGAAACUGACGACGAUGAAAUAGUAACCAACAAUUUUGAAACCCAGGGCUCAAGUACCACGCAGAAUAAAUGCACUAUGAAUCCUGCUUCUACUGAAAAAUCAUCUAACAAAAAGCAGAAGACCUCAACUAAUGACGGGGAAUCACCUACUCUUAAGAGACUUAUCAAGGAGCUAAAAACGCCAAGUUCUGCGA
This is a messenger RNA of Funneliformis caledonium, 493 nucleotides long. NCBI's taxonomy places the organism in Eukaryota, Fungi, Glomeromycota, Glomeromycetes, Glomerales, Glomeraceae. The record is from the annotation of a GenBank genome assembly.